ACCCCAUCCUACCCCAGCACGGCUGGGCUCGGCACGGCCCGGGGCGGGGCGGGGCGGCCGGGGGGAGCGGCGCUGCGCGUCCCGCUAUAAGAGCAGCGGCAGCGGCUGCGCUCUGCAGUGCAUGGCAGAGCUAGUCCGCGUCCCCAGCCCGGUUCAUGUCCUCUCCCCGCCACCCCCCGCCCCUUGACCUUGAAUUUGGCACUCGGGACCGCCCUGGGAUGCGGCGGAGCGUGCAGGACCCUCGCCCGUAGGAAGGGGAGAGGAGGCCCCCUCCCGCUGUAGGAGCGCAAGAGGAUUUACGGAGCAUCUUUGCCCCUUUUGUUGAAGGGCAGGCAGGAUGAGCACCAGCACAGUUCCCUACCAGCAAAGCCCCUACACCCCCAGGAGUGGCUCCUCCGUCAUCCAGUGCUACCGCUGCGGGGACACCUGCAAGGGCGAGGUGGUGCGCGUGCAGAACAACCACUUCCACAUCCGCUGCUUCACCUGCCAAGUGUGUGGCUGUGACCUGGCCCAGUCUGGCUUCUUCUUUAAGAAUCAGGAGUACAUCUGCACCCAUGACUACCAGCAGCUCUAUGGCACCCGCUGCGACAGCUGUGGGGACUUCAUCACCGGAGAGGUCAUCUCGGCGCUGGGCAGGACCUACCACCCCAAGUGCUUCGUCUGCAGCACCUGCAGGAAGCCGUUCCCCAUUGGAGACAAGGUCACGUUCAGCGGGAAGGACUGUGUCUGCCAAAACUGCUCCCACACACUCAUCAGCACCAAACCCAUCAAGAUCCACGGACCCAGCCACUGCGCAGGCUGCAAGGAGGAGAUCAAGCAAGGUCAGUCCCUCCUGGCACUGGAGAAGCAGUGGCACGUCAGCUGCUUCAAGUGCCAAACAUGUGGGAUCAUCCUCACCGGGGAGUACAUCAGCAAGGACGGAGUCCCGUACUGCGAGUCUGACUACCAUGCCCAGUUCGGCAUCAAAUGCGAGACCUGUGACCGGUACAUCAGCGGCAGGGUCCUAGAGGCGGGAGGGAAGCACUACCACCCCACCUGCGCCAGGUGCGUGCGCUGCCACCAGAUGUUCACAGAAGGCGAGGAGAUGUACCUCACAGGCUCUGAAGUGUGGCACCCCAUCUGCAAACAGGCGGCCCGAGCAGAGAAGAAGCUGAAGCACAGAAGGACGUCAGAAACCUCCAUCUCGCCCCCUGGGUCUAGCAUCGGCUCCCCUAACAGAGUCAUCUGUGCUAAAGUGGAUAAUGAGAUCCUUAAUUACAAAGACCUGGCAGCUCUUCCCAAGAUUAAAGCCAUCUAUGAAGUGCAGCGUCCUGACCUCAUUUCAUAUGAGCCCUAUCACAGAUACACGUCGGAUGAGACGCUGGAGAGAUACAGCUAUGGGGAGUCCCUGGGGACCCUCUCCCCGUACUCGCAGGACAUCUAUGAGAGCUUUGACAUGAGGCAGAGGCGAGCCUCCAGCCCUGGCUACAUUGACUCGCCCACCUACAGCCGGCAGGGCAUGUCCCCCACCAUCCCGAGGUCCCCCCACCACUUCUACCGCUCAGGCACAGAAAGCGGGCGCAGCUCCCCCUACUAUAGCCAGUUAGAUGUGAGGUCUUCUACUCCAACCUCAUACCAAGCACCCAAGCAUUUCCACAUUCCAGCAGCCGGCGAGAGCAACAUCUACCGGAAACCUCCCAUCUACAAGCGACACGACGACAUCCCCACAGCCACCAAAAGCAAAACGAGUGAAGACAUUGCACAGUCGUCCAAGUACAGCCCUGCCUACUCCCCAGACCCCUACUACCACUCCGAGUCAGAGUACUGGUCCUUCCAAAGCUCCCCCAAAGCCCCCCGGGCCCGGAGGUUCUCAUCAGGAGGUGAAGAGGAUGGGUACGAGCGGGGCAUGCACAAGAUCCAGAGCGGCAUCGGCAGGCUGAUCCUGAGGGAGGAGAUGAAGGCUCGCUCCAACUCUUACACAGACCCCUGGACACCCCCUCACAGCUCGGCCAGCAGCAGAGAAGCCCUGCACACGGCUGGCUACGAGGGUUCCCUCAAUGGCUCCCCCCGGAUGCACUACCUGGCUGAUAGCGACCCCCUCAUUUCUAAGUCGGCCUCCCUCCCUGCCUACAGGAGAAAUGGGCUGCACAGGCCUCCCAGCGCGGAGCUUUUCCACUAUGACAGCACCAACGCCGUCAACUGGGGGAUGCGAGAGUACAAGAUAUACCCCUACGAGCUGCUUCUGGUGAAGACGAGGGGAAGGAACCAGCUGCCCAAAGAUGUGGACAGGACUCGGUUAGAGCGCCACCUCUCCCAGGAGGAGUUCUACCAGAUCUUUGGCAUGACCAUCGCUGAGUUCGACCGCCUGGCCCUCUGGAAGAGGAACGAGCUGAAGAAGCAGGCCCGGCUGUUUUAAAAGCAGUGCACUAUAAAUAUAUACAUACCUAUAAAUAUAUACAUAGAAAUAUCUCUAUAUUGCAGCUCUGUAUGAUUCUCAGUACUGUACGUGGCAGAGGCGCCCUCUGCACCUCUGAGAGUGAAUUGGAAUCUCACAGAUAAUUUUAUGCUCUUUGUCUCCUUUUCUUCUCGAACCUUGUUUCUGUAUUGAGCCUUGGGUUUUGUCAGGGGCUAAUUUCACGUGAGCCCCUUGGUGCCCAUCGCUGCUGCCCCUCGUGGUGAGGGGCGAUGCUCUGGGUACAUCUGCAGGAAGCCAGGGUCCCACCAGGGGCAGCCACAAGGGCACCUUCAGCCUCACCAUUUAGUCCCAGAAAUAGAAAUCCAGGACAUGGGACGGGAUGAGGAGGACCCCUGGGGAGCAGGGUGCACCCCCAUGGGUCAAAGUGCAGUCCCGAGCCCCAGUGCUUCCCCUGCUGUUGCCUUGCCCUGCAACCCCUGUAGUGCUACGGAGCCAGUUUCUCCUCCCAAAGUGCUGCAAUGACAGCUUCCAAGGCUGUCCCAAAACUAAACUCUUCUCAAAUGAAUAACCCAAGCUACCUACUGCCUUAUGCAGCUUGUUGCUGCUCUUCGGGUUUGGCCAGGGCCAGGAGAGCAGGGAGCGGGCAAGCUGCAGGGGUUGGGGCUGCUGUGCUUCCCAGUGGUGGCUGGGGUAUCAGCACCCAUGGGUUUUUGUUUUUUCUUACCAGUAGGGUAAUUUCCACACUAACAUCUUUUCUGGUGUGGGUCCCCCUGCUCUGGGAGCUUUGCGCUGGUGGGGACAGGAGCAAGGAGGGUAAAAUUGUGCUGGUAAUUGCUCCUGUUGGCAUUAGUGCAGCAGUAAGUGAACCAGUUGUAUUUAUGGUUUCACCCCCGUAAAUUGCAGCUCCCUAAAGCAAGCUCGGCUGUCUGGGACUGUGAGAAACUUCAUCUCCAACAGCACCUUCAGAGAUAAAGCCUGGAGGAGCCAGUGCUUCUGUUAAUUAAUAAUAAUAAUAAUAAUAAUAA
Oxyura jamaicensis (ruddy duck) is the source of this 3420-nucleotide messenger RNA. RefSeq names its product actin-binding LIM protein 3. Gene Ontology annotation, biological process: lamellipodium assembly; cytoskeleton organization; cilium assembly. Gene Ontology annotation, molecular function: actin filament binding. The record is from RefSeq and is a predicted model, not a curated record. The transcript is spliced from 23 exons. Gene Ontology annotation, cellular component: actin cytoskeleton; stress fiber. Lineage: Eukaryota; Metazoa; Chordata; Aves; Anseriformes; Anatidae. The coding region runs from base 338 to 2395 and encodes 685 amino acids.